AUGGCAUCUGUUAACUACUGCUUUGGUAUUAUGCAGUCUGUCGAUAAAAAUAUUCGUAGGGAUAAUGAACGACGAUCAUCUCACUCGCAACAACAAUCAACAAUAAAUACACAAUCAGAAGAUGGCGGUGGCGCAUAUUUUUUUGGAAAAUAUAUUUCGUUUGGAAAGAAAAAUACUCCAACAACAACAACAACAACACCACCAACAACAAAGAGUGAAUCACUCGUUGAAAAAUAG
Messenger RNA from Didymodactylos carnosus, 237 nucleotides. Lineage: Eukaryota; Metazoa; Rotifera; Eurotatoria; Philodinida; Philodinidae. The record is from the annotation of a GenBank genome assembly.